UUUAUAUAUGUAUCUUCCCUCGGCUCAUGCAACAGCCAAUAGUAGUAGAAGUUGAAUGAUGGGGCGGCCAUCGACGAGCGCGGAGCAGGGAGGGCGGUGCCGGCGUCACCCGAGACACCGGCAGGCCACCGGCGUCUGCCCCUAUUGCCUCCGGGAGUGCCUCUCCCGCCUGCCUCACCACCACCACUACUCCUCCACCGCCGCCUACCUCCGAUCCUCGUCCGUCUCCUCCUCGCUUUGCUCCUCGGACGACGACGACGACGCAGAGGUCUCUUCCUCGGAGGACUCCUCGCCCAUUCACAGCCAUAGCCCGGAGAGUACUGCCAGGGUUUCCUUUCCUUUCCGACGAGAGAUUUGUGUGGUGGCGAGCGGGCUGACAAGGAGUCAGUCCCUGGUUUUCUUCGAAGCCGACGGAAGGAAGGAGGGGGAGGAAGAAGAAGAAGAGAAAGGGAAGAAAAAGGAGAAGAGUGAGAAAACGAGGAAAAAGGAGAAGGUUUGGUGGAAGCUGAUGAGUGGAUCGAGGAGGUGGUGGAAUAACAAGAAGGAGAGCCGCGGCGUAUCCAAUUUGAUGCACUCGCAGACCUUCAAAGAGAAGCCCUCGGCCAAGUGGGUCUUGUUUGUUUAAUUAACUAACCAGAGAGAACUACUAGUUGUUCUUUGCUUCUUUGAUAUAUUGAUUUCUUCAGUGCGUGCUUUGUUUCGUCGUAGUACUUUUUAUUUAUGUACCUUUUGUAAACUCGAUCGCAAUCGCUGUGUGUUUCAUCCUAAAAGGGUGUAUCUGUUUCUGUUUCUGUUUCUUUUCUUUCAAUUGUACAGAGGACGGAAGAAAUGAAACAUUGUUGCACAAGCA
Molecule: messenger RNA, 850 nt
Organism: Zingiber officinale
Lineage: Eukaryota; Viridiplantae; Streptophyta; Magnoliopsida; Zingiberales; Zingiberaceae
Exons: 1
Coding region: 56-625 (189 amino acids)
Source: RefSeq, a predicted model, not a curated record